Molecule: messenger RNA, 308 nt
Organism: Procambarus clarkii (red swamp crayfish)
Lineage: Eukaryota; Metazoa; Arthropoda; Malacostraca; Decapoda; Cambaridae
Source: RefSeq, a predicted model, not a curated record
UAGCAGACAUGGGUCGUCGCAAGUCAAAGAGAAAGCCACCUCCAAAGAGGAAGAAUAUUGAACCACUGGAUACGCAAUUUAAUUGUCCAUUCUGUAAUCACGAAAAGUCAUGUGAAGUUAAAAUGAAUAAACCAAGGAAUGCUGGAAGAGUUUCAUGCCUUGUGUGUCUGGAAGACUUCCAGUGUACUAUUAACUACCUCUCGGAACCUGUUGAUGUUUACAAUGAAUGGAUUGAUGCUUGUGAAACUGCAAACUGAUCGAUUCAGUUUGUGCAAUUUUUUUUAUGUUCAUCUUAAUUAUGAAAUACU